AUGCCCCUUAAGACUGCAGCCCUCCUGCCCUUCCAGGGCAGCUGUGUCCAGCGACUGCUCGCAGUGUGUCUAGCUCCCACGGCCCUGCUGCCUCCGGCACCACCCUUUCCCGGGGCCCUGUUGUGCAACCGUGCUGGACUGCAGGGCUCCAGCGUCCAGAUGGCCAUAACCCUGUGCAACCUGGCACGGGAUGGGACACAUGACAGCAACUUCCUGGACAAUGGGCAAAAUGCAUCCCCCGGCAGGGCUGGGGAGCAAGGGACAGUCUGGUGUGGGAGUAAGGGCGGGGAGGGGUCCAUGAAGACCAAAUGUUCAGACUCGGACCGCAGCUUCCCGGACCCCCUCCCGGGCCCCGCAGUCCAGGGCGCCCAGACUACACCGACAGCCGCACACCGCCUCCCCGAGGGCCGGGCUCCACGGCGGCGGACAGGGCGUCGCCUGUACGGCCCCGGCUGCGCCACCGACCCGGAAUGUUCCUGCGCGGCGAGGCCCCCUCCCCGGCGCCCCCGGGCUAGCGCGGGACGUCGCCACCCUAGCGCCAGGCCGGAGCUAGCAGCCGCGGAGCCGCGGAGAGCGGAGGGGACGGCCGGGCCGGGCGCGGCGGGUCCCCUCGCCGCCCACUGCGCGCCCGAACCCAGGGCCCCGCGAGCGGCGGGCGGCACCCGCUGUAAUGCGGAGAAUGUGAGAGGCAGCGCAGGGCGGUGGGGAGGAGGGGGCGCGGGAGAGGGCGGCGGCGAGACAGACGGAGAGCAGCGGGGAGACCGAGGACCGGGCUGGGCAGGUGGGAGAAGGCAGGGAGGCGCCGGAGAGGUCGGGCUCGAAGGGGGAAGAAGGGCGGCAGCGCAGAGGAAGGGGCCCGCGCUUCGGGCGGGAGUACUGGAAGCCCGAGUCGGCACCAGGGUCGGGGUUCGGGCUGGGAGCGGCGCCGCCCGCGGGGUCCCCACGGAGAGCAGCGGGACACCUAAGGGCGGCGGGUCGAAGAGGAGUGCAGGGCCGCGUUCCGAGGGCUCAGGCCGGCCCGGCAGGGGGGCCUUUGUGAGCGCCCCAGGAGGGCUAGCCGGGAGUGCGGAGCCGGUGUGCGGCGGCCGGGGUGUGCGCGCCCGGUUGUGCGCGUGUGUGUGCGAGUGUGAGCGCGGGGCGGUGUGGCGGUGGGGCGCGCGGUAGGGAUUCUGCCGGCAUCGCGGCGUGGCUAACAGAAGGCAGGAGCGGGGCGCGCGGGGGAGCCGGGACCGUCCCGCGCACAUGCACACGCACAGGCCGCGCGCCCUCGCGCACACACACGCCCUCCCUGCCGCGCUCGCCGCCGCGGCCACCAUCGCGGAGCCGAGCCCUGCAGAGCGGGAACCGGAGCCGGAGCGGGGAC
Messenger RNA from Cebus imitator (Panamanian white-faced capuchin), 1363 nucleotides. Its product is annotated as translation initiation factor IF-2-like. NCBI's taxonomy places the organism in Eukaryota, Metazoa, Chordata, Mammalia, Primates, Cebidae. The transcript is spliced from 7 exons. The coding region runs from base 1 to 1164 and encodes 387 amino acids. The record is from RefSeq and is a predicted model, not a curated record.